AUGUAUGACAGAUAUGCUCACGCCCUGUUCCACUUUCUGUCCAACAACUAUACAACAAGCCAGGAUAUCAUCAACUCUGUCAACUACAUCCGGCAUGAAAUGGUCAAUUACAAACCCAACCUCACUCAGGUGUUGUCCAGCACAGCAGCUACUUCUGCCAUUGCAGCACUUUCUCCAGGUGGCGUCCUCAUGGUGGCAGGAGCACAGCAAGCCAUAAACCAGAUGGUACCUACUGAGGUUCAAGGAGAGUUAAAGCACCUUUAUGCAGCUGCUGGAGAGUUGUUGAGACACUUCUGGUCCUGUUUUCCUGUAAACACACCAUUUCUGGAGGAGAAGGUGAUGAAGAUGAAGUCAAACCUCGAAAGAUUUCAGAUGACGAAGCUUAGUCCUUUUCAGGAGAAGAUCCAGCGCCAAUACUUAAGUACAAAUCUCACAGGCCAUUUGGAGGAGAUGUUGCAGACAGCCUAUAGCAAGUUCCACAUCUGGCAAACCCGUCGCAUGAUGAGGAAAACCUGAGGGUCUGAGGGUUUGUCAAAGAGAGGACAAGGAAGACAAAGUAUUUGGACAAAUUGCCUGUGGAGGUUCUCCAGACUGCUGUGAAGAGACCACAGAUCACAGCCUGAUUGGGACAUGGUUCACAGAGGCUUAAUGAAGAUACAGGUGGACGCUGUUAAAACUGUUCAACAGAGACUAACUGCAUCUCAGUCACAAAUAACUGUAAUUAGUUAAUUUCUCCUUUUUGUUUGUGUUUUCUCAAUGGUUGAGAGAUUGGUUCCGCUAAUGGUUAAAUGGGACUUUUAAAACGGUGUAACAUGACCAAAAUUCAGAUGGAAAAGUCAGAAGGGCACUCAGGACAAACAGGCUGAGGCGUGAGAUGCAAGCAGAGGACUUCAUCUCGUGUGUUUUCUUCAGUGCACAGAGCAGAGAAAGAGAGGAAGCCCCUCUGAGCACUGAGUCAUGUUUAAGGCAAAAAAAAAAAAAAAAAAGGCGACGUAAAUAGAGCAAUACUGUAAAGACAUUUCACACUCGAGUGCAUUAGUGUGUGUGAUCACACUGUCACUGGUUUGUAAUGUCUGCACCCUCUGUCUGCACUUAAGAUGAAAAAUGUUACUCUGAAUUAAAGUGAGGCAUAAAGCUUUUGUUCAUGCUGCUGUCUAUUGAAACUGCAGUAUUUCAUUAAUACAACUCGUUUAUGUUUUUGUGA
Messenger RNA from Morone saxatilis (striped sea-bass), 1204 nucleotides. It is a transcript of the gene gtf2h1, whose product is annotated as general transcription factor IIH, polypeptide 1. The coding region runs from base 1 to 516 and encodes 171 amino acids. Gene Ontology annotation, biological process: transcription by RNA polymerase II; nucleotide-excision repair; transcription by RNA polymerase I. The transcript is spliced from 6 exons. The record is from RefSeq and is a predicted model, not a curated record. Lineage: Eukaryota; Metazoa; Chordata; Actinopteri; Moronidae. Gene Ontology annotation, cellular component: transcription factor TFIIH core complex; transcription factor TFIIH holo complex.